AUGGGCUGGGAUCACCACUGCCCGUGGAUGAACAAGUGCAUCGGCGAGAACAAUCUGUUCUUCUUCAACUCCUUCCUUGGCAUCAGUUUGAGCUCGCUGGGGUACAUAGUUCUGGCCACGAUGUUGGGCAGCUGGCUACGAGGAUGUCAAACCUCCUUCUCCGAUCACCAGGCCUUUGCGACGGUGGAGGCAAUUGCAGCUGCGAUGCGAAGGCACUGCGCGAACCCGCGACUGCAAGAGGCGGCCGCUUCCGCGUUGAGCGCUGCAGCCUCAUGGCCUGCACUUCAGGCGGCUGCUACAAACAAUGGCGCCACGGAGGAGCUUGUCGCUGCGAACAGCUCAGCUUUUCCUUCCUUGAAGUACCCAUGGCCAUGCGGCGAUUCCCACAUGAUCCGGAGUCUGGGAAUACCUGCGCUAGGCAGAAAGGAGGUUUGCUGCGGAAAUCUUUCACAGAAGAGCAAAGGCAUGACUUCGCGCUUCAACUGGUUUCUGCCGGUGUGGUGCCUUGCUGUGGGCGGCGUGCAGACCGCAGCAGCAAGUAUUCCAGAUGGAUAUGCUGAGGUCGCAGCAGAGCCUCCAGCCCGCUCACGGGCUUUGCUCAGCGUUCAUCACAUGACGUCAAAGUCAAAGAUGCAUCAGGGCGUGGUUGAAAAACCUGGAAGAAUGAACAACCGAUUGGCGCACGAAGCUGGUGUGUGCUGCUUGGCAGAGAGUAGGGACGAAUUGCACCGAGAUCAAAAUGCUGGCUGCAACAUGUCUGAAGCACUGGCGGCAACAGAGUCUCCGAUACAGGUUGGUAGCAGGUCCAAAAACAUCGCAGAAGCUCACAUCACCGUGAACCUGCAGCGGUCGGAGCAGGAGAUUCAUGUCCUGGAAGAUGCCAUACAUUAUAAGAGUGCAUACUACGGCACGAUCAUGGUUGGUACUCCGCCGAAACCCUUCACCGUGGUUUUCGACACCGGCAGUGGGCACCUCAUUCUGCCAAGCUCAUACUGCCAUUCCAGCACCUGCAAAGCUCACAGGCGCUAUCGACGGAGCUCUUCUACGACUGCACGGGACAUUGACUGGGACGGACGCCUUGUGCAGAUGGGUGAAGCCCGAGAUCAGAUCACUGUGUCUUUCGGCACCGGCGAAGUGAUGGGUGUCUUUUUAGAAGAUUCGCUAUGCUUCGGCCAGUCUGUACAUGCAGUGGAUACCAGCAGCUCGCAUGUUCCACUAACUGGCAAUGGGCCGGAGAACUGCUUGCGUAUGCGCUUCAUUGCAGCAACCGACAUGUCGCCACAUCCCUUUGCAGACUUCGUGUUCGAUGGUGUUUUGGGCCUGGGCCUCGAGAGCUUGUCACAAGCGCCAGCCUUCAACUUUCUCCACAUAUCCUCCGCUCUCACAGCUGAACGCGGUAGUGGCUUCAGCAAGACGUUCGGGAUCUUCCUGGCAAGCCAUGAUGGCGAGACUAGUCAGAUCACUCUAGGUGGUUGGGCUGAAGAACACGUGGAUGGGGAAGUAAACUGGAGUCCCGUGUUGCAGCCUGAGCUUGGGCGAUGGCUGCUAAAGAUCAAAGGUUUGUGGGUGGGUGACCAGGAGAUACCAUUCUGUGAGCAAGGCUGCAAGGCCGUCGUGGAUUCGGGCACCUCGCUCCUUGCCGUACCAAGUCCAUUGUUUGCCGACCUUUACCAUCAGCUGUCUGCUCCAGCCCAGGAAGGUGCCUGUGUGCAAAGCCCGCAGCUCCGGAUGGAGUUAGAUGGCUUCAGUUUAGUAUUGAACGGAAGCGAUUUUAGCAGGCUAGACGCUGGGCAACGGCCCACGGCAGCCGCUUGCAAGCCCAUGCUGAUGGUCAUGGACUUGCCGGAGCCUCUUGGCCCAAAGCUCUUCAUCCUGGGUGAGCCCAUUCUCAAGAAGUUCUAUACGAUUUAUGACGCAGAGGCCCAGCGCAUUGGAUUUGGCCUGGCAAAGCAUGCACCGCAGACUCCACAGCCUACAAGCCCUGCUCGGGUCUCAAGGCUGAUCCAGCCCACCCGAGGCGUCUUGUCACAAGGUACAAGGCGAUCACGAUCCCUCUGA
Molecule: messenger RNA, 2058 nt
Organism: Symbiodinium pilosum
Lineage: Eukaryota; Dinophyceae; Suessiales; Symbiodiniaceae
Source: the annotation of a GenBank genome assembly